AUGUCUUUGGUCCGAAGACUUGCUCAAGGCACUGAAUUCCUCUUCGGUUUCGUUAACUUCCUUGUGCCGGGUACCAGCGAUAAUCUACGGAGAGAUUUCCUGCCUGUUCACCAAGUCGUGGGAUCGGUCUCAUUCACAGCUUCUAUUGUGCAAGCAACGAUCGGAUACAUUCAAUACAAUUCGAUAUUCACUUGUCCGCCAAGGUACGCUAAACAUCUUUGA
Molecule: messenger RNA, 222 nt
Organism: Cooperia oncophora
Lineage: Eukaryota; Metazoa; Nematoda; Chromadorea; Rhabditida; Trichostrongylidae
Source: the annotation of a GenBank genome assembly